Messenger RNA from Sebastes umbrosus (honeycomb rockfish), 4649 nucleotides. RefSeq names its product protein-glutamine gamma-glutamyltransferase K-like. The transcript is spliced from 14 exons. NCBI's taxonomy places the organism in Eukaryota, Metazoa, Chordata, Actinopteri, Perciformes, Sebastidae. Gene Ontology annotation, molecular function: protein-glutamine gamma-glutamyltransferase activity. The record is from RefSeq and is a predicted model, not a curated record. Gene Ontology annotation, biological process: peptide cross-linking. Bases 212 to 2578 code for a protein of 788 amino acids.
GCCUAUAAAUGAUUUCAUUUAUUGUUUUUGGCAGAAUAAGUGACCCGACUGCUGCCGGUGCAGCAGGAAGGCGUGACCUCACUGCCUGAGCUCACAAGUAUUUAAAGGAGGUCUGAACAUGUAGUCUGUGAAAACACAAAGACAACAAGAAGACAAGAAGAUUUCUGCCUCCGGUCUGCGUUGUCUCAUUUUCUUCUGCCACUGAACUGCGAUGCCUUUAGAGAAGCGAUCAAUCAGGGACAGAUCUGCAGUGGGUCGGUAUCCAACUGUCACUCUCGGAUUGUGGGAAGACUCUGAUGAAGGAAAUGAAGAGCCAGAGGAAAACAAUCCUGAGGAAGAAAAUGCGUGUCGGAGGUGGCUGAGUAAGGUCUGCCCGUGCUGCUGUCCCCAGCCAGAUGGAGAUGACAUUACGGACACUGUGGUCACAGGGACUGAAGAUCCCAAUGAGGACAACGGGAUAAAUGGCGAGAAGCCUGCGACUGGUGAAAGCGAGCUUGAUGAACUCCUCCUGAACGUGAAAUCAAUUGACCUGAUGAAAAGUAAAUCAGGAGAGAACCGUACCGAGCAUCACACCGACCUCUACCAAAGUGACGACUUUAUUAUUCGCAGAGGACAGACUUUCCAGAUGUGGAUUACCCUCUCUCGACCCUUCAGCCCCGCCACUGACACACUUCACCUUGAACUCAAAACAGGGCCACUGCCAGCAGUGUCAAAGGGAACCCAUGUAAUCAUCCCUCUGGUGGAGGAGCUGGAGGACGAUCGCUGGGAGGCCGCUGUUGUGAGUCGGGAUGACAAAAGGAUGAAGCUGUCAGUGAAUUCCUCCCCUAAGGCGGUCAUCGGCCGGUAUCAGCUCACGGUGGAAACAAACUGUCCAAAUGGCCAGACUGUCUCCACACACGACCCUGCGAAUGAUAUCUUCCUGUUGUUCAACCCCUGGUGUGAAGAUGACACGGUGUUCAUGCACUCUGAAGACGAGAGGCAGGAAUACGUCCUGAAUGAUAUCGGACGGAUGUACUACGGCACAGAGAAUCAGAUUGCAGUGCGGACAUGGAACUAUGGACAGUUUGAUGAUGGGAUUCUUGCUGCUUGUGUCUAUGUCCUGGAGAAGAGUGGAACUCCUCCGUCUGGUUGGGGAGACCCGAUUACUGUGGUGCGAGUCAUCUCAGCCAUGAUCAACUCCCCCGAUGACCGCGGCGUCCUGGAGGGAGACUGGUCAGGAGACUAUUGGGGUGGAACUAGUCCAACAGUUUGGAGUGGAAGUGUGGAGAUCCUGAAGGAAUACCAUAAUAACGACGGCAGCCCCGUUAAGUAUGGACAGUGCUGGGUGUUCGCUGGCGUAUUCAAUACAGUUUUACGGUGUUUAGGCAUUCCCAGUCGAACUGUGACCAACUACAGCUCAGCUCAUGACACAGACGUCUCCUUGACAACAGACGUAUACCUGGACGAGAACCUGGACCCUAUAGAUCACCUCAACACCGACUCUAUCUGGAACUUCCAUGUGUGGAACGACUGCUGGAUGGCUCGUUCUGACCUGCCCCCGGGCUUCGGAGGCUGGCAAGCUGUCGACGCCACGCCUCAGGAGACCAGCAUGGGCACCUUCCGCUGUGGCCCUGCUUCUCUUGCUGCUGUCCGCAACGGUCACGUCUACUUCAAACACGACACUCCGUUUGUCUUCGCCGAGGUGAACAGCGAUAAAAUCUACUGGCAGAGGAACAUAGACGGGACCUUCAAACAAAUCUACAGUGAGAAAAAGAAGAUGGGCCACUUCAUCAGCACCAAGGCUGUCGGCACUGAUGAACGCAAGGACAUCACACACCUUUACAAACACCCUGAAGGCUCAGAGGAGGAACGCAUCGCUGUGGAGACAGCGUGUAGCUAUGGCUCCAAAGCAGAGGCCUACUCCUCUCCCACAGCGGAGGACGUCUCCGUAGAAGUGACCAUGCAGGGCGAAGGUCCUGAAAUGGGAAAAGAUGCAGAUCUGACCAUCGUGUUUCGAAACAGCAGCUCGGAGCACCGCAGGCUCCUCCUGCACAGCCAGGUGGCGGUCAUGUACUACACCGGCGUCCACAAGGCCACAGUCAGAAGGGACAAGACAGAUGUGGACUUGCUGCCCAACGAGGAGAAGAAUGUAGAGUGGACGUUGGAGUACAAAGACUACAAGGACCAUCUGAUAGACCAGGCCGCCCUGAUGCUGACGCUGUCCUGCCGGGUCAAAGAAACACAGCAGGUCCUCGCAACUCAGUUCAGCUUCCGGCUCAGGACCCCAAACCUCAAAAUGAAGCCCAUCGGGAACGCCGUGGUGGGGGAGAAGAUGGCGGUAGAGAUUUUAUUUACUAACCCGCUACCACAGGUGCUGAAAGACGUGAUAUUCCACGUGGAAGGACUGGGCCUCCUAACUGCUCGAAAGAUUCAUUACGGAGAUAUUGGCAGCCGUGCCUCGGUGUCUCUGACGGAGCACCUUGUCCCCACCCUGCCUGGACCGAGGAAAUUACUGGCUUCAUUGGACUGCAGGCAGCUCACGCAGGUUCACGGUGUGACCGACAUCACUGUGGAGGAAAACAGCAGCGGUGCUCUGUAGCCGUUUGAAAACGGAGGCACUUUGAAACUGAAUGGGUCUUAGAGAGGUCUGUUUUCAGCUCAUUUAUAUGGAAAGUUAGAGUUUAAAUUUAAAAAAGCAUGACACCACAGGGCUGCUUUAUUCAAGUCAAGUCAAAUUUAUUUGUACAGCCCAAUUUCACAAAUCACAAAUUUGCCUCAGGGGUCUUUACAACCGAGUACAACCCUCUCAUCUCUCCCCAAAAAUACCCUUUUAACAGGGAAAAAGAAAUCAAAGAAACCUCAGGAAGAGCAACAGAGGAGGGAUCCCUCUUCAAGGAUGCACAGACAAUAGAUGUCAUGUGUACAGAGUAACAACGUUAUGAAAAUACAACACAGACAAUCCAUAUGACAAAAAACAGAUAGAGCCUGAGCAACACGACCUCUUCUCCACCAUGUAACCUAGACAGAGGACAAGAUUUUUGUUUUUAGUUCACAGUUGCUUUGGUAAUGUAAAUGCAUGUUUCCCAUGCCAAUAAGCCCCUUUGGACUGAACUGAAUUGAUAGAGAGGCUAAAUCUCCUGGAGGACGGAGGUCCGUCAUGUGGAACAAAGCACCAACAGCCAGGAGAGGCAGAGCGAGGUCAUAAACAACAGACGGUUAUUAAGUCCCUGGUUUACGACUGACCAGGAAUACUUCUGUUGUUCGUCCCGUUACGUUGUUAAAUGCCACUCUUACAAACUAUUAAUGUUGGUUCAUAUUCCCAGUGUAGGGAGGAUCCUAAAUUGUGUGAUUUCAUUUCAUGAAUAAAUAGUUACGUGGCUGCGUUUUUUGGAAGCGAGAACUCCAAAUUGGUAAGCGAGUGAAGGUCUUGACACACCAAGCCGACAGUCGGCCGUCAGCCAGUUUGGGGCCGUCGGUGAGCGUCUGUCAGCCUAGUUUUUGCGGUGUGUCCCACUGUCUGCCCGGGUCGGAGGUUUUUCGGCCGAUUCAGCAUGUCGAAUCGGCGGCGGAGCUCGUCGGGGAGAGAAAUCACUGUUAUUGGCUGUUCGGCUUAAACGAAUCAGUGCACGAGAAGAGAAACGGACGUGAGGAAACAAAGCCAACGAGUAAAGUCAAGAGGAAAAGCACAGACGGCUCUUCUCGAUUUCAUCUUCAACAGCGACAUGAACAUCUGGAAUGAAGCUAAGUGGUGAGUAAAAGUGGUGUGUGGAUGGUCGGCAGACACCGCUUUGUUUCAUGUAACGUAUCAUAACAACAGCUUGUAUAUCCGCCGUCCUCGGUCUCCCGGUUUCCCUUUUUGAAUGACGAGUACAGACUACCGCCGCCUGCUGGUGUGGAGAGUUAUUUCAUCUCACGCAGGCGCAGAACGUACGUGGUAGUCGGCUGUUGGCUGUCGGCUAUAGUCUUUGCAGUGUGUUUGAGUGCAACUUUUUGGCCAAGACAAAGGUGACGUGAGGCGACGCAACUGGUGGCCUUCGUCACCUCUAGUUUUUUUAUGUCGGAUUAGUGUCGCCCCAGCUUUAAAAUUAAUAUUAUUCUCGUCAGCAGGACUACUAGGCUUAAAUUAUACGUUGAGACUGAGACCAACCCACCAGCCGAAUAAUAAAAGAAUAACUAACUAAUUGAAAGUUAGGGCAGAAAGACGGGUUUUGAGUUUGGAUUUAAGGCCUCCACAGAAUCAGCCUGUCUGAUGUCCAUAGGGAGGUUAUUCCAGAGGAUUGGGGCUCGAUAAGCAAAGGCUCUUUGGCCUGCUGACUUCUUUUCCACUGGAGAGACAGACAGGAGCCCUGUAUUCUGUUUUUGCAUCAAAAUGACCGCUGAGAGACGGCUAAUCAUGAAACAUCUAACAGAAAUGUGGGACAGAAUCUUUUAUAUUCUAUGAAAAUCAUUUACGUUGUUGCAGAGGCUGCAGCUUAAAUGAAAGAAGUUUUAUAUUUUUAUAAAGACAGGCUCUACACUAAGAUCAUGUAUUUUAUGCCUAUUUAUAAAUACAAUGUAUUUAUUUUGUCUACUUUGCCAUGUGUUGACAGUAAGAAUUGUUUUAUUUAAAUAUGUAAAUACUGCUUCAAAUGCUUUUGUUUUUAUUAAAACUAAAUAUAAUUAAAAAUGUA